Molecule: messenger RNA, 456 nt
Organism: Triticum turgidum subsp. durum (durum wheat)
Lineage: Eukaryota; Viridiplantae; Streptophyta; Magnoliopsida; Poales; Poaceae
Source: the annotation of a GenBank genome assembly
AUGGAGGCCAUCACCGAGCUCCGGGCCCAGCUGCACGCCCACCUCACCAGCAUGUACGCCACGGGUGCCGUGGACGCGUAUUUCCAGCAGCUGCAGGAGCUGGACGAAAGCAGUGCAGGCACGGGCUACGUGGCCGAAGUCCUCAACAUCUUCCUCAAUGACGGCGACAGGAUCCUCACGGACAUCGACGGCCUGCUGAACCAGCCCCUGCACGAGGUGGACUUCUGCAAGGUGGACGCCCUGGUGCAGCAACUCAAGGGGAGCAGUUCCACUGUUGGUGCUAGGAAAGUGAAUCUCGCUUGCAUGGACUUCCAAAAGUUCUACGUGGCAAAAAACAAAAAAGGAUGCCUCAUGGCAUUGGCUCUUCUUAAGGGUGAUUUCUGUGACGUGCGCAACAAACUCCAGACUUUGAUGCAGCUAGAGCAGCAGAUCGCGUCCUUGGUUAGUAUGUGGUAG